AUCUAAUUCAUAAAAAGUUGCCUGUUUAUUUUCUCAUCACACUUCACAUACAAAUUAAACAAAUUACGUGGCUUUCAUAACUAAAAGGUGACAGUAAAAAUGGGCAACAAGUUCUUUAACAAAUUAUUACUUAUUGGUGGCUUUGCGAGUCUGGCGCAUGCCGCCUUUUCAGCUGCUCAUCAUCGCACCUACUUGCGUCUAACGGAGCAGGAGUGGAAUCAUCUGCCACUGGACAUUAUACUGCAAACUGUAUUUAGCCUGGUGAUUGUGGUCUAUAAUAUUAUACAAAUUGUGGGCGACUUUAAGGAAAUACGCGCCACCGUGGACAUGCAGCAGAGGACUUGGGACACGCUGGGCAACUUUCCAUCAUUCUACACAUUCAAUCAUCGCGGUCGCGCCUUAAGUCCCGGUUAUAAGCCGCCUCAUUCCAACGAGAGCGAUGAUUAGUCCUCAGUCAAUAUUCAUUUAUAUCCGGUUUACAUUUCUAGUUUAAUGCAAUUAUUUGAUAAAUUAUGCUAAACCAA
This is a messenger RNA of Drosophila innubila, 524 nucleotides long. It is a transcript of the gene EMC5, whose product is annotated as membrane magnesium transporter 1. Lineage: Eukaryota; Metazoa; Arthropoda; Insecta; Diptera; Drosophilidae. Bases 100 to 447 code for a protein of 115 amino acids. The record is from RefSeq and is a predicted model, not a curated record. The transcript has 3 exons. Gene Ontology annotation, cellular component: EMC complex; Golgi apparatus; early endosome.